This is a messenger RNA of Vicia villosa (hairy vetch), 2340 nucleotides long. RefSeq names its product protein LEO1 homolog. Gene Ontology annotation, biological process: transcription elongation by RNA polymerase II; positive regulation of transcription elongation by RNA polymerase II. The transcript is spliced from 13 exons. The coding region runs from base 63 to 1880 and encodes 605 amino acids. Gene Ontology annotation, molecular function: RNA polymerase II C-terminal domain phosphoserine binding. Lineage: Eukaryota; Viridiplantae; Streptophyta; Magnoliopsida; Fabales; Fabaceae. The record is from RefSeq and is a predicted model, not a curated record. Gene Ontology annotation, cellular component: Cdc73/Paf1 complex; nucleus.
UUAAACGGUGCGCUGCUGAAAAACCCCUCACUUUCCCUCCGAAACACAGAGCGCACCAAACAAUGGGAGGAGAAGAAAAACGGCACCAGAUGAUGCAGAAUCUCUUCGGAGAUGAAUCCGACGAGGAAGAAGAGCUCGAAUCCAAUCCUCAACUCAAUUCCGAUGAAGGAGAGGGAGAGGUAGGCCAAAACGGAGAAGGAGAAGAGGAAGGAGAAGGAGAGGUGGAAAUAGAGAGUGAAGGAGAGAGGGAGCAGAUUUCUCAUGAGAUUGAAGAGGAGGUUGGUGAUCAGAGAGAACAAGAGAGAGGAGCUAGGGAUUCGGAUAGUGAUGCUAAAGAUGAUUAUAGUCAGCGCGUUGUUACUAGCCGGCGUAGGGAUGUUGUUGAAAGUGGAUCUGAGGAGAAUCAUUUCAAUGAAAAUGAUGGUGAAGAAGUUGAUGCAGCUAGAAGCUUAAGCAGGUCACCUAGAGAUGAGAAUGAUCAAACUCGUGAUUUGAAUUCUGCCCCGGAAAUCCGUGAUGUAUUUGGUGAUUUUGACGAUGAAGAGGAGGACAUGGGGUAUGCAGCUCAGCAGGACAUUGGACAAGAUUCAAAUAGAUAUCCAGCGGAUGAAGAAGGGAGUUAUGGAAAGAGUCUGAGACCAGAGGAUAUACUUGCUGAUGAAGAUCAUCAAUAUGAAUUAGAGGAGGAAAACAUUGAAAUGAAAACUAAAGAUAAGCCCCUUGGGCCCCCCUUGGAGUUAGAGAUUCCAUUACGUGAACCACCAGCUCUUCCUAAUAAGAUGAACUUGAUUAAAGUUUCCAAUAUCAUGGGUAUUGAUCCAAAACCUUUUGAUCCUAAAACAUAUGAGGAAGAGGAUACCUUUGUAACUGAUGAACUUGGAAACAAGAAGCGCAUACGCUUGGAGAACAAUAUUGUACGUUGGAGAGAAGUCAAAAAUCCUGAUGGCACAACUUCUGUUGAAAGCAAUGCUCGAUUUGUAAGGUGGUCUGAUGGUAGUCUUCAGUUGUUAAUUGGGAAUGAAGUUCUUGACAUAUCAGAGCAGGAUGCCCAGCAUGAUCAAUCACAUCUUUUCCUUAGACAUGGAAAGGGAAUCCUGCAAUCACAAGGAAGGCUAUUACAGAAAAUGAGAUUUAUGCCAUCUUCCUUGUCCUCAAAUUCUCAUCGGUUGUUGACUGCUAUUGUUGACUCAAGGCAGAGGAAGGUUUAUAAGGUUAAAAACUGUGUUACAGACAUUGAUCCUGAGAGGGAAAAGGAGGAAAAAGAAAAGGCUGAAAGUCAAACUAUUAGGGCUAGCGAACUGCUUAGCCGUAAGCGUGACAAGGUGAAUAAAAAAUAUACUCCAACUGACAGGAGGCGUCAACUUUCUCCUGGGUUUUUAGAGGAUGCAUUGGACGAGGAUGAUGAAGCAGAUUACUACGAUCCUCGUCGUAAACAGCGUCACUUUGAGGACGAAUUGGAAGCUGAAGUCCGGGCAGAGAAAAGGAUUAUGAAUGCUAAGAAGUCACAGGGACCAAAGAACAUCCCUCGUAAGUCAUCUAUUCCACCAGCAAAAUCCUCACGGAAUCCAUUGGGUUACCCAUAUGAGAGAGAGGAAUCUGAAUAUGAAACUGAUGAAGACGAAGAAGAAGAAAUACCUCGUUCACGUACGAGGGAUGAUGAUACUGAGCCGGAAUAUGAGGACUCCGAAGAAGAUGAUGAAGAAACCGGCCAAGCCGAUGCUGCUGCUUCAGACGAGGAAGAAGAGGAGGAACCGAAGCAUAAGAGUCGGGAUUUAGAAGGUAAGGUCAAAAGGAAGGGGUUUGGAUCUGAAGAACACUCUCUUCCUAGAAAACCAACCAAUCGGCGAAUGACCAUUGUGUCUGACAGUGACGACGAAUGAAAUUCUGUUCUUGCAAUUGGAAUUUGGAAGGAGCAAUGCUUUUUGCUGCAGCACAAGCUGAGAUGACGACUCGUUUUGCUUUUUCCCUCCUCUAUAUUCAUGCUUAUACAAACUUAAAUUUUAAAGUUAUAGACACAUCAAGAAGAACCACAGGCACACAUCAAUUGGAUGAAGUAUAGGGAGAGGUAGGGCAAGAAGGAGAAGGAGAAGUGGAAGGACAAAGAGAGGUGGAAUUAGAGAGUGAAGGAAAGAGGGAGCAGAUUUCUCAAGAGAUUGAAGUGGAGGUUGGUGACCAGAGAGAAGAAGAGAGUGGAGCUAGGGGUUCGGAUAGUGAUGCUAAAGAUGAUUGUAGUCAGCGCAUUGUUACAAGUAGGCGGAGGGAUGUUGUUGAAAGUGGAUCUGAGGAAAAUCAUUUCGAUAAAAAUGAUGGUGUAGAAGUUGAUGCAGCCAGAAGCCUAAG